This is a messenger RNA of Apis florea (little honeybee), 1662 nucleotides long. It is a transcript of the gene Inx3, whose product is annotated as innexin 3. Lineage: Eukaryota; Metazoa; Arthropoda; Insecta; Hymenoptera; Apidae. Gene Ontology annotation, molecular function: gap junction channel activity. Gene Ontology annotation, cellular component: plasma membrane; gap junction. The record is from RefSeq and is a predicted model, not a curated record. Gene Ontology annotation, biological process: phototransduction.
UCGAAACAAAUUCGAAACACGCGAUUAACGGGUAAACGGUGACGCAGUGUGAGGUGUGUAAGAAUCGGUAAUUUUUCAUUGAAAUAAACCAGGAGAAAAAGAAGAAAUCAGUUACAACUAAAGAAAAGUUUUGAGGAAAGCAACGUCUUGCAAGAAGAAAAAAGUCAAUUGGCCAAUAAGCGCGAGCUUCCCGCGCUAUUGGCUCGUGGGAAAACAACCACGGAAUCUGUCAGUACGGAUUUUGUCAGUUUUCGACGUGGAUUAUCGGAAAGAGCUUGCAAGCCGACAGUGCUGAUUAAAAAAAGGAAUACGGUAAUCGACAAUGGCGGUAUUCGGAUUGGUCUCGGCUGUGGCCGGGUUCGUCAAGGUACGGUACUUAGUGGACAAGGCAGUCAUCGAUAAUAUGGUGUUCAGGGCGCACUACAGGAUUACCUCCGCGAUCCUGUUCGCCUGUUGUAUUCUCGUUUGUGCUAAUAAUCUAAUAGGUGAUCCGAUAAACUGCCUGAGCGAUGGAGGGGUGCCGGAAAACGUGAUAAACACAUACUGCUGGAUCACGUACACGUUCACAUUACCACACAACAAUGCAAAACCGGUGGGCACUCAUGUGGCUCACCCCGGGCUCGGCGGUGACAUUGGGGAAAAGAGGUAUCACUCCUACUAUCAGUGGGUGCCCUUCAUGCUCUUCUUCCAAGGUAUUCUAUUCUACAUGCCCCAUUGGAUAUGGAAGCAGUGGGAAGAGGGCAAGGUCAGAAUGAUAUCCGAGGGCAUGAGGGGAGCUCUGCUCGAUAACAAGCCCGAGCGACAGGCAAAGUCCCAACGGUUGGCAAAAUACAUCUCCGACACGUUGCACCUGCACAAUACUUACGCGGCUGGAUACUUCUUCUGCGAGGCCCUCAACUUUGUUAACGUGGUUGGAAAUAUAUUUUUCAUCGACACAUUUCUCGGCGGUGCAUUUCUAUCCUACGGUACGGAUGUACUCAAGUUCAGCAACAUGAAUCAAGAGCAGCGCAGCGAUCCUAUGGUAGAAGUAUUCCCUCGAGUCACCAAGUGUACGUUCCAUAAAUUCGGUGCUUCUGGAACCAUUCAAAAGUUCGAUGCUCUCUGCGUACUUGCCCUGAACAUUCUCAACGAAAAGAUCUAUAUCUUCCUUUGGUUCUGGUUCAUCAUUUUGGCGGUAUUAUCAGGUAUCGCCUUGCUUUAUAGCAUGGCGGUGGUGUUGUUGCCCAGUACACGAGAAACCAUUCUAAGAAAACGAUUCAAAUUUGGCACGCCAGCUGGUGUUAGUGCUCUGAUUAGAGAGACACAGGUCGGCGACUUCCUGUUGCUUCAUCUAUUAGGACAGAACAUGAAUAUAAUGAUGUUCAAUGAAGUGUUAGACGAGCUGUGUCGUCAGUUGAAUCUCGGAUCGACGAGUGGAGCAUCACCAACGUCAGUGCCAUCAGCGCCCAGCACUCUCGAGAUGUCGCCUAUCUAUCCCGAGAUCGAGAAAUACGCGAAAGAUACCGAGAUUUAAUUUCUUACAUCCUAUGAUCUUAUUUCUGCCUUUUAUUUUGCAUUGUGAUAAUGCCGAAGAUGUCUUUUCUGACAUCUUUGGUUUUUUUUUUUUUUCUGAAACGUUUGUGCUAUUGACAGUUGUUUCGUAAAAAAAAAAAAAAAAAAAAA